Molecule: messenger RNA, 567 nt
Organism: Syzygium oleosum
Lineage: Eukaryota; Viridiplantae; Streptophyta; Magnoliopsida; Myrtales; Myrtaceae
Product: adenylate kinase 4-like
Exons: 6
Coding region: 1-567 (188 amino acids)
Biological process (GO): nucleobase-containing compound metabolic process
Cellular component (GO): mitochondrion; cytoplasm
Molecular function (GO): ATP binding; AMP kinase activity
Source: RefSeq, a predicted model, not a curated record
AUGUUGAAAGUCUCUUGUUUCAUUGAAAAUACAGGCCCUCCUGGAUCUGGAAAAGGUACCCAAUCACCGAUCAUCAAGGAUGAAUACUGCUUGUGCCACUUGGCUACUGGUGAUAUGUUGAGAGCUGCUGUUGCUGCAAAGACCGCUCUUGGUCUCAAAGCCAAAGAAGCUAUGGACAAGGGAGAACUCGUUUCUGAUGACCUGGUUGUUUGCAUUAUAGAUGAAGCAAUGAAAAAACCUUCAUGCCAAAAAGGUUUCAUUCUUGAUGGAUUUCCAAGAACCGUCAUGCAUGCGCGGAAGCUUGAUAAGAUGCUAGAAAAGCAAGGUGCCAAAAUUGAUAAAGUUCUGAAUUUUGCAAUUGACGAUGCAAUCAUGGAGGAGAGGAUAACUGGUCGGUGGAUACAUCCUUCCAGUGGCAGGACCUACCACACAAAAUUUGCUCCUCCCAAGGUUCCGGGGGUUGAUGAUGUUACCGGAGAACCUUUGAUUCAGCGCAAGGAUGAUACUUAUCUCGUUAUUUGUUCGUGUUCCAUAUAUUCCGACUGCCUCCUGCUUCUGCUGAUUUAA